Perkinsus marinus ATCC 50983 is the source of this 1609-nucleotide messenger RNA. RefSeq names its product protein phosphatase 2C ABI1, putative. The transcript is spliced from 9 exons. Gene Ontology annotation, molecular function: protein serine/threonine phosphatase activity. Gene Ontology annotation, biological process: protein dephosphorylation. NCBI's taxonomy places the organism in Eukaryota, Perkinsozoa, Perkinsida, Perkinsidae. The record is from RefSeq and is a predicted model, not a curated record. The coding region runs from base 24 to 1574 and encodes 516 amino acids.
AGUUUCUCUCGUCAACUUGCUUCAUGUCUCCCUCUCCUCACCCAGCUUCCUCGGAGGCUUCUUCAUCCCGUCAGCAGCAGCAACAACAGCCAGUGGCUAACUCUGAUACUAUUGAUAACAAGAAGCGUGUACGGUAUAUCUGUUACUUGUGUCGUAGGAGAUUCCCUGGCCUGGAACAACUGAAUAAGCAUGAAAGGCUCUCCGAUCUCCAUAGGAGCAACCUCGAGAAGCUGGAGCAGAGUACAUUAUCGCGACGACUUGAGUUGCGUCAACAGCUGCAAGCUAUACGUAGGGACCUCGAUGCUUUGAGUGAACAUCAGAGUCCAAGCUGGGAUGAAGGGGCAACUCAAGACAUGGACAAUGGUUUGAAAAAGCAAUAUAAACGUCAACAGUUGCAGCUAAGUAUGAAGCAGGCUGAGAUGGAACUAGGGGUUUUGCAUGAGAAGUGGGAAGAACGUCGUAGAGCUCCAACAACGACUCAUAUCGAUCAGUCAGGAGAUUCUCACAAUCGUGCUGAGCAGUUGCAGAAUCUCUCUAAGGAGGCAGACACUCGGCCGACACUGACUAUGGAUCCGGUUUCACUCAGCGAUGGCGGGGUGAGCCUAUGGAUAGGUGCUGAGACGUGGAAGGGCAACAAACCUACUCAAGAGGACAGGUUCGUUUUGGAUAUGAAAAUUAAGACACCAGAUGGGGAUCCUUAUGUACAUGGAGUAGCUGUAUAUGAUGGGCAUAGUGGAGGUGCAUGUGCGGACUAUGUGGUAGAACAUCUGGGCAAGACUAUUACACAGUGUUUGCGGGCUAAGCCGACAGAGCAGGCCUUUGUGGCACGAUUAAAGCAAAGUGUUAGGGAGGCAUUCAUACUCACAGAUGACGACUUCCUACAGCUAGCUAGCAAUCAUCAAAUGCCUGAUGGGACUACUGCUAUCAUUGGACUCUUCUGGGCUGACAGCUAUCAUCGUGUGAAAUUGCUCACAGCUCAUGUUGGUGAUUCUCGUGGAGUUUUGGGUAAACAGGAUGGCUCUAUGUCGAUGAGACUGACCGAGGAUCAUAAACCUAAUCGGGAGGAUGAGGCUCAGUGGAUAUCGGAGCACGGUGGGAACCUAGCUGAGGUCAAUGGUAUAUGGCGGGUCUUUACUCCUACCGCAGUGAAGGUCGGAGAUAAGGUCCUGCAAUGGGGUUUAGCUGUGUCGAGGUCUCUUGGGGACCUUCCAUUGAAGAGGCCUCAAGCUGUUAUCCAGGCCCAAGCCGAGGUCAGUGUUUUCGACAUCAACCCUAAUGAGGAUCGGGCAGUUGUCCUGGCUACAGAUGGCAUUUACGAUGUCCUCACUGAUCAAGAGGUAAUAUCUCUGAUAUCACCCCUCUCCAGCAAGCCAUCACUCCGGCCGGAAGUGGGGGCUCGACGGAUACUACGACGUAGUUAUGAGCGGCUCUCUGAUGAUAAUCUAACGGCAGUGGUGAUAUAUAUGAUGCCUCCAGGAGUAAAGGAGACGCUUGACCUAUCAGCAAAGAAGCGGCCAUCGAAGGCCAGUGAUGAGAGUCUUAGCUCUGAGAGUAUCAAGCGGCAACGUAAAUGAUCAUACUCUCACUAGUUGCAUUAUGCCGCAUCUUC